Molecule: messenger RNA, 2427 nt
Organism: Cutaneotrichosporon cavernicola
Lineage: Eukaryota; Fungi; Basidiomycota; Tremellomycetes; Trichosporonales; Trichosporonaceae
Exons: 2
Coding region: 1-2427 (808 amino acids)
Biological process (GO): regulation of DNA-templated transcription; DNA-templated transcription
Cellular component (GO): nucleus
Molecular function (GO): DNA-binding transcription factor activity, RNA polymerase II-specific; zinc ion binding; DNA binding
Source: RefSeq, a predicted model, not a curated record
AUGCCUAAUGAAGACGUCCAGCGGGACGGCACCGUGAGGCCACCUCCGCCUCUUCAGCCUCGAACCCGCUCCCCCAUCCCCAGAGCACUUGACGCAGCCAAGACCGAUGCUGUCAGACAGCCAAGUCCUCUUUCCCAUACUCCCGUCCGCGCGGCCAUUUCUCGUACUUCGAGCGCCAUCGCAUACGGGCAGACAAUGUAUGGCGUCGGUAUCGGCAAUGUCGCACCCCUCGCACCACCCCGGCCCAAGCUCGACCUCGACAAGGAGGAGCUCACCACCAAGGGAAGAAAGCGUAAACGUCUCGCCAAGGCUUGCAGUGCAUGUCACAAGAACAAGCGCCGUUGCGACGGAUUUGCCCCCUGUUCCAACUGCGAGUUUUCGGCCCGCCCAUGCAUAUACCUUAACGCUCAGGGCGAGCAGAUUCCACCACCCCGCACUCGUGACUCGUCGGCGACGCCAAUGAAUAAGCGCCUUAGCGACGACGAUAAGCCACAGGUGGCAGCGUACCUGGACCAGUCCGGUGCUGCAACCAAUGGCGGCAGCCCUGAAUGGCGUCGUGACUACCGCAAAGCCGCGGGCACUGACGUGCGCGACUGGCGCAUGUCAGGUGAGCACCGUCCUGGACCCUUUGGCCCCAUCGACCUUGUUGAGCGCGACCCAGCACUCCAGGCCGAGUUGCUGGAUAUUGCGCUUCGGCGUACCCCAGCCUACGCUUGCAUGUUCCAUGCCACGACGUUUCACCACCGGUUGUACCUCAACCUCAUCCAACCGUUCCUGCUCGACGCACUGUACGCCAUGGGCGCGAGACUAUGCGAGAACCCGGCGUUCGUCAAGGCGUUCCCUCCCGACACGCCGUCGCACAAGCGCGGCCUCGUCUUUGCCGACCGUUGCCGCUCCCACGUCGAUCGCGUCAUCGAUGCGCGUCAGAGGUGGUCCGAGGACGAGCGCAAGAGGGAUCAGGGCACGUGGGAGGAGACCGAGUUUGUUCAGUCGUGUAUCGUGCUCAGCAUGAUCUAUAACUCGGUCCGCGAGGCACGCCUAGGUUUCUACUACCUCGAUGUGGCGGCCUCUGUCAUGCGCCCAGGUGCGAAUGGCCAGCUCAACCCUCCAUCGCAGAGCCUCAACCUUCCCCCAGCCGAGUUCUUCACAAUGGCCGAAGUGCGCAACCGCACGUUUUGGCUCGUCGUCUUGCAGGAUAUUUGCGCAGUCGCCUCUGGUCACCCGCGGCGUCUUUCAGACGCCGAACUCGCACGCAUUCCUCUACCCGGUCCAGAGAUGUACUGGCAGCGCUACGGCGGUAUGGCGUGUAAUGGACGCGAGCCGGGACGCCGCGACACGAUCACUGUUGGCUCUGGCAACUGGCACAGCGAGGAGGGCCAGGUCGGCGAGAUGGGUCACAUUGUGCGCAUCCUCAUCAUCUUUGCCAACAUCAUGUCGUACGUCAACGCGGGCAACGCAGCGGACCCAAAGUUCAGCAUGAGUUUUGAGGCGGGGCUCAAGGGUUGGGCGACCGAGCUUCCUCGCAACCUGCGCUUUGACGAGGUCAACCUCGCGAGCAUGAUGCCUAAGAUCAAGAGCACGGUACCUGCAAUAGCCUUCAGCGGCUGGGCGUUUGCGUACAUGCACGCGGUCGCCGAAUGUGGCAUGUUUUAUCUCCAGUCGAAACAUAAUGGCUUGCCUACCGCUGUCCAGAGACAGGGCUCGGCGGUGGACAACUUGGCUGUCCUCAUUGGCGCGCUUGGCGAGCGCGGCCGAGAGGGACCUCUCAUGUUCUUCCCGAUCAUGAUUGUGACCUGCUGGACGGACCACCUCCACGCGACCUCGUCGUCGUCGUCGUCGUCGCAGAUGCUCGACGAGCGUCUCAACAUCUGGUGGGCCGAGCUGUACCGCGAGUGGGGCUGGGAUAGACGCGAGACGCUCAAGCGGGGCAUUUUCCCCAACCUCGACAGUCGCAGUCCCACAUUGACAUCGCCUCAGCCAGCCAACCGGGGGAGGGCGGACGGCACGCAUCUCGCCUCGUCACCGCACCUACCCGAGAGCUCAGCGUCUUCCGCGGCGUCGCAGGCGGUAGUCACGCCCUCUGAGCCCUCGUUCAACCGGUACCCCCUGCUGCCGCCCCUGCGUUCACGGGACCGGAACGAAUCGCCGCUGCGCCGCUCGGCGUCGCCGUUGCGGGGCCACCGCGCCCUCGGCUCUGGCGGCAGUGCAGGCUCGCUCGACCGGGGCGAGCGCGACGGCUUCAACCUUCCCCCGCUUUCAUCGUUCCGGUCGUCGCGUGAGGGUUCGCGCGAGCCGCGGCCCCUCGCCGCGCCGAACAAGCGCUGGCCGGGACCGUCGGGCGGCCAGCUGCUUGGCAUUGACGCGCUCGUGAGUGCUGCCGAGGAACACCGGCGCGAGAGCCUCGAGCAGCCGAGUGCGAUGGCGUAG